Molecule: messenger RNA, 4188 nt
Organism: Symbiodinium natans
Lineage: Eukaryota; Dinophyceae; Suessiales; Symbiodiniaceae
Source: the annotation of a GenBank genome assembly
AUGGCAGCUCUAGGAGAAGAUGGUGACUUUGCAGGAAAGCUUAGGCUUCCUCUCCCAGACAACUUUUCCGGUCAGCCUGCAGACUGGGAAGAAUGGUCAUGGAACUUUAAAGCGUACAUUUCGAUGUUCGAAGCAGGCGCAGUGACUUUGCUCGACAAUGCCGAAGCUUUGACAACCGAGUUCACAGAUGCACACCUUGAAGUAACUUUGGACACAGGUCACUUUGCUAGCAAGUGUCCGCUGAACAGAGUGAAUGCUGUUGAGGGAGAAGAGAGUGAACUUUACGGUCUUCAGGAAGAAGAGUCUUACUUUGGUGAGGCCCCUUGGGACGACUGGUCUGAGUGGACAGUCGGAGCACUUUUCGAUGAGAGUUGGGAGUCAUGGGAUGACUCACUUUGGGAUUCCUCGUGGGAUUCCUGGGACUGGUAUUCGUAUCAGGACUUUGCAGGUUGGAAUGAGUGGUGGCCUGAAGCCACCUCCUCAAAGGAGACUUUGUCACCGCAACAGCCUCAGAAGCCUAAGGAAGAGUCAACUUUGCAGCAUGGAGCUCAGCAGGCUCCAGUUUCAGCUGUCACUGUGACAGCCCCUCCAGGACUUUCCAAGGCAGCGCCCAAACCUAAGGCCAAGAGCUCACUUUCCCCGAGCUCGUUCUUGAUGUCGGCACUCGUGCUUGGCAACUUUGGUGUUAGUCAGUCGUUUGGUUUUGAAGGCAUGUUGACUGGUGAUGUUGACUUUUCGUAUGGCGAGAAGCGUGCGACCUUUUCGUCGGUUGGCAUGGCGCCGUUGGAAACCUUUUCGCUGAACCGAAACGACUCGGUGCCUCAGAAACUUUUCAGUGUGUACGAUCUUGGAGUGUCGAACCUGAACACAACAUUCCGGGAUCAUGCUUUGGAGGAACAUUUGGUUGCAGCCACCUUUGACGAGAAUGAGCCCUGGAUACUUUUUGAUUCAGGAGCAGCGACCCAUUGCUGUCCUCAGGACUUUGCUUCGGAGUGGAUGAGUUUGUUGAAGUUUGCAACCUUCUUCACGACUCCAAUGAACAAGGACCAUUCCGCAGAGGACACUUUCCGUCUGCGUUUGGCGCAGGCCGCUUCGGGCACUUUGCCUGACUUCCAGAAGGCCCUGGUGGAACAGCUUUCGGAGAAGGACCCUGCAACUGGAGAAGCCUUCACGCACGACCGUUGGCUGAACUUUCAGUUGUUCUGGGUUCGUGUGCACUACGUGUCUCGGAACACUUUGUAUGUGCCAGAAGACCUACACUUUGAAGAAGAAUUGGGCAAUGCGCGCAUGACUUUGAUCAUGCGUCCUGAUGCAGAGCCAACGUGGCACUUUGACUUGUGGCGCAAAUACGGCACGCAGGAAGUGACGCAAGACUUUGUUGGCGCUACUUGCUUUGAGAAGUUGCCACUUGAAGCUUUUGAAGCAGAGCCAGCUCAGCCGGAGUACUUGGCUCAGAGGCCUAAGGGCUUGAAGCAGCCCGGCGAGCCAACUUUGACAGAGAGGCUGGAGCAUGAGCUCACUCACUUGCCGUUCAAGCCGUGGUGUGAAAUUUGUUUGAAAGCUAAGAGCAGGCAGGCUCACAGUAAGAAACUUUCGUUGAGACAGCCCGUCCUGCAGAUGGACUUUAGCUUUCUUUCAGAUAAGCCUGGUGAGGAACAGGUCACCAUACUUAACGUUGUCGAUGUUCUCUCGAACAUGGCACUUUCAGUGGUGAUUCCCACAAAGGCUCGCACACCGUACUCCCAUACAGAGUUGAGACGCUUUGUUCUAGAAACCGGACGUACUUUCGGAAUCUUGCAAUGCGACCCAGAGCCAGCGUUGAAAGCCAUCGCGGAAGCUGUAACAGGCGAAGUCGGUGGACUUUCCUUGCGGAGUACCCCGACAGGCUGGAAGCAAGCUCAGGGUUCCGUUGGAAACAUGCAAGCAACUUUGUAUGGACAGAUCAAGGCUUUGCGGCUUGAGCUUUUGCAGCGUUACCAAGUUGAUCUGUCGGUUCACUCAGCGCUCUUUACUUGGCUUGUGCGCCACGCGCAGUGGCUUGUGAACCGUUACCUUUGCAACGCUGCCGGCACUACUGCUUUUGAGAGACGCUGGGGAAAGCGGUACAACGGCUUCAUAUGCCGCUUUGGAGAGACCGUACUUUUCCGAAAACAGCGUGUCAACAAAGGCAAGCCGGCUUUUGAGCGUGGCAUUUGGCUUGGUAAAGACACAGAGUCGGAGCAACACUUUGUCGCUGACUCUCGUGGGGUUUACAAGACGCGUUCCUUGAAACGCCUCCCCCCCACCCAGCAGUCUGACGCGGCACUUUUGCAGUCGGUUACCGCGCGUCCUUGGGACCCAACCGGUGCAAAGGUGGAAACGGACUCCUUCAUCUUUCCGAUGCAGCAGUCCGAGGAGGCGACAAACCCAGCUUUGCCACCGUCUGGGCAACUUUCUGCUCCUCCUGAAAAAGGCAAUGAUGUGCCAAACUAUGAACUUUCAGACCCAGAGUUGGAAGAAGCUUUGGGCUUAGAUGGCACAGAGCCUGUUCCGGCUCGUGACGAUCUUUCGGACCUUCCGGAAGAUUACUUUUCUGAUGUAGAGCAAGAACCGCCCUUGCCUCCGCCUGAGUUUGAGCCUCCACGCUUGACUUUGGAUGAGCAAACUGCAAAUGCAGCGCAAGCAAGGUCGAGUACAGACGCAGCUUUGCCUCAGCCCCCUGGUUCGAGGCCGCGACUUUCUGACGAGUCGCCCGCGUCACCGACCAAGCGUAGCACAGAGACUUUUGACGUUGGAACGACUAAGGUGCAGAGGAUCAACGCGGUGACUUUCUACAGCGGUAGGAAGCGCAUACCCAAGCCACUUUGUUACCUUCGUGUUGCUGCAGUCACAACCAAGAACGACCUUGAAGUUCCUGUAGCAAUAAACCAGGAUGAAAGAGAACUUUUGCUGAUGAAGACCCUGGAAAACCCGUACUUGUGGUAUGAAACCGAGUUUCCGCUCGUUGAAGAAGUAGAAGGGAUGAAAAAGGAGAUGAAGUCUAUGACGACUUUCGAUGUUUUCGAAGAAGUUCACUACAAGGACAUUCCCCAAGCACUUUUAGACAAGGUCAUUUCGACGCGGUGGGUUAAGGUCCGCAAGUCCGACGGCACUGUGCGCUGUCGACUUGUAGUUCGAGGCUACACGCAAGAAGUCAAUGACAAGGAUGAGACUUUCGCCUCGACGCCUUCGCUCACCACCUUGAAGCUUUUGCUUACUUUGGCUGUAGCCAGAGGAUGGCACAUAGCAGUGGGUGACAUUUCCACAGCUUUCUUGCACGCUGCUGUGGAUGAUGACUUUUACGUCAUACCCCCGCUCGAGUUUUACCCAGAUGGCUGCACGCUUUGGAAGUUGAAGAAGGCGCUUUAUGGUCUUAAGCACUCUCCAAAGCUUUGGCAAGAGCACUUUGCGUCAGUCAUGAAGAAGAAUGGCUUUCGCAGGGUCAAGUCAGACCCAAACCUUUAUGUGCAUGAGACCAAGCAACUUUACGUGCUUGCUUAUGUUGACGACCUCAUGUUCUUUGGUUCAAAACCAGAUGUUGAACUUUCGGUCGCGGAGUUGCAGAAAGACCUGUUGUUGAAGAUGACAGGCACUUUGGACGAAGGUCAAUCGGUGACUUUCCUUGGCCGUGAGCUUCAAAGAACGAACGACGCCGUACUUGUUGGCAUGAACCCUGCGUACAUUGAUCGUAUGCUUGAGACGGCAGGACUUUCAGGUUGUAAGCCAGUCCUUGCUCCGGGCACAGACACUUUGCGAAAGCAGUUGAAUGUUGAGCCUCUGGACGCGGAAGCGCACAAGCGCUACCGGCGCAUCGUAGGCCAACUUUUGUGGCUUUCGAGUGUACGCCCAGACAUCAUGUAUGCAGUAAAGGAGCUCAGUCGAGGACUUUCUGCCCCGACCUCAGAGCAUGAAGCCAAGGCCAAGCACCUUUUGAAGUACCUUGCUGGUACGAAGAACUUUUCGCAACGUCUUCAACCUACCCUACAACUUUCCCCACAACACAAAGCCAUAGACAUCAACAUUUACGUAGAUUCCGAUUGGGCUGGCUGCGCAGACAGUCGUAGAUCCACUUCGGGUGUGUCACUUUUCAUGUUGGGUGCGAACAUUUUGUCGCACAGUAGGACGCAAGCUACGGUAGCACUUUCGAGUGGGGAAGCCGAGAACCGCUGA